AUGGCAACCAUAGAAGAACUUGCUCAUCAAAUUAUUGAACAGCAAAUGGGAGAGAUUGUUACAGACCAGCAAACUGGCCAAAAAAUCCAGAUUGUGACAGCCCUGGGCCAGAGCACACCAGGCAAGCAGUACAUCCUGACCAAUCAUGAUGGUGCCACCCCAAGCAAAGUCAUUCUGACCAGGCAGGAUUCCACUCCAGGGAAAGUGUUCCUCACAACGCCAGAUGCUGCAGGUGUCAACCAGCUGUUCUUCACUGCUCCUGACCUGUCUGCACAACACAUCCAGAUUUUAACAGAUCAUUCUUCCUCAGACCAGACACCAAAUAAAGUUUUCGAUCUAUGUGUAGUGUGUGGAGAUAAAGCAUCAGGUCGUCAUUAUGGAGCAGUAACCUGUGAAGGAUGCAAAGGAUUUUUUAAAAGAAGUAUACGGAAAAAUUUAGUAUAUUCCUGCCGAGGAUCAAAGGACUGUAUUAUCAACAAACACCACCGAAACCGUUGUCAAUACUGCAGGUUACAGAGAUGCAUUGCAUUUGGAAUGAAACAAGACUCUGUUCAGUGUGAGAGGAAACCUAUUGAAGUAUCUAGGGAAAAAUCUUCCAAUUGUGCAGCUUCUACAGAAAAAAUUUACAUUCGAAAAGACCUUAGAAGUCCCUUGGCUGCCACUCCUACUUUUGUAACAGAAAAUGAAACAACCAGGUCUUCAGGGCUGCUGGAUUCUGGAAUGUUUGUGAAUAUUCAUCAAUCUGGAAUCAAAUCAGAGUCUGCCAUGUUGAUGACCCCAGAGAAGGCUGAAUCAUGUCAGGGAGAUUUAAGUACACUGGCCAGUGUGGUGACAUCAUUAGCAAAUCUUGGCAAAACAAAGGAUAUUUCCCAAAGUAGUCCUGAGCUCUCAAUGAUUGAAAGCUUAAGUAAUGGAGAUGCCUCACUAUCGGAAAUUCAGCACGAAGUGCAGACCAGCAGUGAUGUGACAAGGGCAUUUGACACCCUUGCAAAAGCAUUAAACCCAGGGGAGAGUGCGGCCUGUCAGAGUUCAGUAGAGAGCAUGGAAGCCAGCGUGCACCUGAUGGCUGGAGAAGCGAGCAUGAAUGUCGUCGAAAUAGAGGGACCACUUCUCAGUGAUGCACAUGUAGCUUUCAGGCUUACCAUGCCUUCUCCUAUGCCGGAAUACCUGAAUGUUCACUACAUCGGUGAGUCUGCCUCCAGACUGCUCUUCUUGUCCAUGCACUGGGCACUUUCCAUUCCAUCCUUCCAGGCUCUGGGUCAAGAAAACAGCAUUUCAUUAGUGAAAGCAUAUUGGAAUGAGCUCUUUACUCUUGGUCUUGCCCAGUGUUCUCAAGUAAUGAAUGUGGCCACAAUAUUAGCAGCGUUUGUUAAUCGACUUCACAGUAGCCUUCAGCAAGAUAAACUAUCAACAGAGAGAGGAAAAGCCAUAAUGGAGCACAUCUUUAAGCUCCAGGAAUUCUGUAACAGUAUGGUCAGACUCUGCCUGGAUGGAUAUGAGUACGCCUAUCUAAAAGCCAUAGUGCUUUUCAGUCCAGAUCAUCCAGGCCUAGAAAACAUGGGACAAAUUGAGAAAUUUCAAGAAAAAGCUUACAUGGAGUUUCAAGAUUACAUAACAAAAACAUACCCAGAUGAUACCUACAGGUUAUCUAGGCUACUUCUCAGAUUGCCUGCCCUAAGGCUCAUGAGUGCUACUAUCACAGAAGAACUAUUUUUUAAAGGUCUCAUUGGCAAUGUACGAAUUGAUAGCGUCAUCCCAUACAUUUUUAAAAUGGAGACCGCAGAUUAUAACUCCCAGAUAAUUGGUCAUGGCAUUUGAAAGCUUGAUGUCAUGGUGCUGUAGACAUAAACUCAUUUCUUUACAACACAAGAAACCAGCUUCUAUCUGGUCCUUCUUCCAUAUCUGGACAUUUCAUUUUUAAUAUCUGACUGAAAUACAAAAUGGUUUUCUUUUUCACUUGAUCUUCAAGAAUUUGUGAGUGACUCAGCACGUACCAGGAAUGAGAAUAAUCUUCCUUUCCUCAUCUUAUAUUUAACUGCAUGAGGAGUCUUCAGAAUUCAGCCUUGGCAAAGAAGACAUCAGAGCACCACGGAUCUGUGUGAGCUAAGAUGUCUCUGCACAACUCAUGUUGGAAAAAUAACAAUAAAUUCAUUUUCAUUUCAGAGUGUCGUUCUAUUCAUGUUUAAUUUAAUCAUGAACCAAUAUGAAAACUCAGUGGUCUGAAAUCCCUAGAGAGCCCAGGGAUUACCUUUGAUUUUUGACAUUUCUGUAAUAGAAGUCACUUUUGUUUCAAUUAAUAUGUGAAAAAGAAAUAGAGUUUUUGCUUAAUGGUGUGAUGAAACCAUUAAAACUGCAGGGAAAUCAAAGAAGAAAAAAAAAUUUUUUUAAACUUUUGUAAAUACCAUGCAUCCCCUAAUAACUCACCACUCCCCAUUGCUGGCAAUGGGUCAUGGGCAAUUCCGGAUGUUCAGGGUUGACAUUUUCAUGUUGUGUAUUAGUAGAUAACAAGCACUUUUUAUUUAUGCAGUAGGAAAUUGGUUUAUGAGUAAAGUGUUGGCCAAGACUUUAUUCUGUGUUCUAUUUUUAGUUUUCCACUGUAUUUUAAGAAAGCCGCACUGACUGAGCCCAGAGUUGUGUUGUGUUUUGUUUGGGUUUUGUAGCAUUUCUAACACUAGGUAGUAUCAAUUGCUCUUCCUUUCUCUAAAGAGCAUUCUGACCUCAGGAUUUUCAUUUCCCACAUUUCUGAGUAACUUCAUAGCAUGUUGACCCAACUGGAUGAUUCAGCUAAUCAUUAUUUUAAAACUCAUGUGUGGGGAAAACAAAUUUGUGGGCUUUAAAUAAUCCAUUUGUAAUGACAAAUUUGAGUUUGCAGGGUGGCUAUGCCUAAUUUUAAAAUAUCGAUCAUAUAUUUUCAUUUAAUAGCAGUUCCCUUAACUGCUAUGAAAUGAAGGAAUAUGCAAGGAUUAUAACUGUAUUGAAACAAUCUGUUUAGUAGCGGAUAUGUAAGCUCCCAUUAUUACCACUUCAAAAAUGUUUUGAGUUCUUGGUUACGGUGUCUUCCGUAAUAAAUGUUUUUUUGAGCAAAUUUGAUAUUAUUUUUAAAGCAUUUUUCUUUCUUCCCCUUUUUAAUUGUUUGGUUUCUAAAUUCACUAAUUUGUAAAAACCAAUCUGGAAAUUUCAUUAACAGGUAGCAAAAAUGAAUUUUUGGCAAAGUCUUUUGUAACAAAAGAGGAGCUAGAUUAUUUCUUGUUAUGUUCACUAAUCAUUAUUAUCUAGUAAAUCAGUAAUUAAAAUGUGUUAGCCUGUGGUCUUUGAAGACCUGUUUAUUAAGGAUGGCUUUUUUGCCAGUUAAAAAUUAGACUUUUGUCAAUGGGUUUAUAAUUUUAAACCAAGAGGAACAAUACAUUUAGUAUAAAACUUUCAAAUAAAAAAAUUUAUACUUUAUAAAAUCCAAUGUAGCAGGACAAGAGUUCAGGAAAAUAAUCCUUUAAAAUAAUGUACAUAUGGUCAAGAGAUAUGUGUCUUUCAGACAUUUUCCUGAUUAAACUUGUAGUUAUAUUUGGAAAUGUUUUAAACUGUAUUAAAGACCUGUAUUAAAGUAUUACUUGCAUUA
Messenger RNA from Gracilinanus agilis (Agile Gracile Mouse Opossum), 3613 nucleotides. RefSeq names its product nuclear receptor subfamily 2 group C member 1 (gene NR2C1). Gene Ontology annotation, biological process: negative regulation of transcription by RNA polymerase II; anatomical structure development; cell differentiation. The record is from RefSeq and is a predicted model, not a curated record. Lineage: Eukaryota; Metazoa; Chordata; Mammalia; Didelphimorphia; Didelphidae. Gene Ontology annotation, molecular function: nuclear receptor activity; zinc ion binding; RNA polymerase II cis-regulatory region sequence-specific DNA binding. The transcript is spliced from 13 exons. The coding region runs from base 1 to 1818 and encodes 605 amino acids.